AUGACAGAGGGAGAUACUAACACACUGGGAGAGAGGUAUACACAUGCUUGGAGAGAGGUAUGCACAUGCUUGGAAAGAGGUAUGCACAUGCUUGGAGAGAGGUACGCUUAUGCUUGGAGAGAGGUAAGCACAUGCUUGAAAAGAGGUGUGCACAUGCUUGGAGAGAGGUAUGCACAUGCUUGGAGAGAGGUAUGCACAUGCUUGGAAAGAGGUAAGCACAUGCUUGGAAAGAGGUAUACACAUGCUUGGAAAGAGGUAUGCACAUGCUUGGAAAGAGGUACGCACAUGCUUGGAGAGAGGUAUGCACAUGCUUGGAGAGAGGUAUGCACAUGUGGAGAGAGGUAUGCACAUGCUUGGAAAGGGGUAUGCACAUGCUUGGAAAGAGGUAUGCACAAGCUUGGAGAGAGGUACGCUUAUGCUUGGAGAGAGGUAUGCACAUGCUUGGAAAGAGGUAAGCACAUGCUUGGAAAGAGGUAUUGUGCAUGCUUGGAGAGAGGUAUGCACAUGCUUGGAGAGAGGUACACUUAUGCUUUGAUAGAGGUAUGCACAGGCUUGGAAAGAGGUGUGCACAUGGUUGGAGAGAGGUAUGCAUAUGCUUGGAGAGAGGUAUGCUUAUGCUUGGAGAGAGGUAUCUACAUGCUUGGAAAGAGGUAUGCACAUGCUUGGAAAGAGGUAUGCACAUGCUUCGAUAGAGGUAUGCACAAGCUUGGAGAGAGGUACGCUUAUGCUUGGAGAGAGGUAUGCACAUGCAUGGAAAGAGGUGUGCACAUGCUUGGAGAGAGGUGCGCUUAUGCUUGGAGAGAGGUAUGCACAAGCUUGGAGAGAGGUAGGCUUAUGCUUGGAGAGAGGUAUGCACAUGCUUGGAAACAGGUAUGUGCACAUGCUUGGAAAGCCAGGUGA
This is a messenger RNA of Mercenaria mercenaria, 900 nucleotides long. RefSeq names its product feeding circuit activating peptides-like. Lineage: Eukaryota; Metazoa; Mollusca; Bivalvia; Venerida; Veneridae. The record is from RefSeq and is a predicted model, not a curated record. The coding region runs from base 1 to 900 and encodes 299 amino acids. The transcript has a single exon.